This is a messenger RNA of Triplophysa rosa, 1795 nucleotides long. RefSeq names its product ATPase H+ transporting V1 subunit H (gene atp6v1h). NCBI's taxonomy places the organism in Eukaryota, Metazoa, Chordata, Actinopteri, Cypriniformes, Nemacheilidae. Bases 108 to 1553 code for a protein of 481 amino acids. Gene Ontology annotation, biological process: proton transmembrane transport. Gene Ontology annotation, molecular function: proton-transporting ATPase activity, rotational mechanism. Gene Ontology annotation, cellular component: lysosomal membrane; vacuolar proton-transporting V-type ATPase, V1 domain. The transcript has 14 exons. The record is from RefSeq and is a predicted model, not a curated record.
GGGGCCGCUCACAUGACAGUAUCACGUGAUAUUGAUCCCGUGACGUCUUCUUCGUUCUGACAGCUAAGCUGCAGCAGGUCCUGAUAUAGAAGAACAAAGAGCUUAAGAUGGAUAUCCGAGGGGCAGUGGAUGCUGCCGUCCCCACCAACAUCAUUGCAGCCAAAGCUGCAGAGGUCCGAGCAAACAAGGUCAACUGGAAGUCCUACCUCCAGGGCCAAAUGAUCUCAGCUGAGGACUGUGAGUUUAUUUCGAAGUUUGAGGUUGCCGAGUCUGAGGAUAAGCAAGAGAUUCUGACGAAAGAAGGACAUCAGUGUGCAAAGACCUUCCUCAACCUUAUGGCUCACAUAUCCAAAGAGCAAACAGUUCAGUACAUCUUGACCCUGAUUGAUGACACACUGCAGGAAAAUCAUCAGAGAGUGAAUAUCUUCUUUGAUUAUGCCAAGAAGACUAAGAAUACUGCCUGGUCAUAUUUUCUGCCAAUGCUGAACCGUCAGGACCUUUUUACUGUUCACAUGGCUGCGAGGAUCAUAGCCAAGCUGGCUGCCUGGGGACGUGACCUGAUGGAGGGAAGUGACCUGAACUACUACUUCAACUGGAUUAAGACCCACCUCAGCUCUCAGAAACUACAUGGUACAGGUGCUGAACCUGGAACAGGGACCAUCUCUCCCAGUGAAAGCUCCCAGUACGUCCAGUGUGUCGCCGGCUGCCUGCAGCUGAUGCUGAGAGUGAAUGAAUACAGAUUCGCCUGGGUGGAGGCUGACGGAGUCAACUGCAUCACGGCAGUGCUGAGCAAUAAGUGUGGCUUCCAGCUGCAGUAUCAGAUGAUCUUCUGCGUCUGGCUCCUGGCCUUCAGCCCUCAACUCUGCGAACAGCUGAGGCGUUACAACGUGGUACCUGCGCUCUCCGACAUCCUCCAGGAGUCCGUCAAAGAGAAGGUCACCCGCAUUAUCCUGGCUGCUUUCAGGAACCUGCUGGAGAAGUCAGCGGAGAGAGAGACGCGUCAGGAGUACGCUCUAGCCAUGAUCCAGUGCAAAGUGCUCAAACAGCUGGAGAAUCUGGACCAGCAGAAAUAUGAUGAUGAGGACAUCACCGAUGACAUCAAGCUCCUCCUGGAGAGAUUGGGAGAGAGUGUCCAGGACCUCAGCUCUUUCGAUGAGUACAGCUCUGAGCUGAAGUCUGGCCGGCUGGAGUGGAGUCCAGUACACAAAUCUGAAAAGUUCUGGAGGGAAAAUGCUGUUCGCCUCAAUGAAAAGAACUACGAGCUGCUCAAGAUACUGACCAGGUUGUUGGAGGUGUCUGAUGACCCCCAGGUUAUUGCUGUGGCGGCUCACGACGUUGGAGAAUAUGUGAGACAUUAUCCUCGCGGCAAGAGGGUGAUUGAGCAGCUGGGUGGUAAACAGCUAGUGAUGAACCACAUGCAUCAUGAAGAUCAGCUCGUCCGCUACAACGCCCUGCUGGCCGUCCAGAAGCUCAUGGUGCAUAACUGGGAGUACCUGGGAAAGCAACUACAGUCCACUGAGCAAUCGACUCCAGCUGUGGCUGCCCGGAGCUGAACUGGCCCUGUGCUUGUGUGUGUAUGAUGUAGUGUUUGUCUGUGUGAAUGUUUAUCUGUGCUACGUAAUGAAUAUUUCAAACAAAAAGCCAUUCGGCGAGUUGAUAAACUGUACCUCUUAUUUUUUGUUGUGCAUUGUUGUUGUGAAAUCACGUAAUCUAGAGUAUUAAGAAAUUGUAUUUAUGUCUUUAAAUGUAAAACAAUGAGUAUGCAUUCCAAUAAAGAGUCUUGUGCAACAAAUAA